Messenger RNA from Linderina pennispora, 1160 nucleotides. RefSeq lists its product as uncharacterized. Bases 233 to 895 code for a protein of 220 amino acids. The transcript has a single exon. The record is from RefSeq and is a predicted model, not a curated record. Lineage: Eukaryota; Fungi; Kickxellomycota; Kickxellomycetes; Kickxellales; Kickxellaceae.
AUUACAAAUUGUAGACGUCGAUUUUACCUCAAGUGCGGGAGUUUUGCGGCGCACCCGCAGCACCAAAUCGCAGCAGAGGGCCCCACAGCCGCAGGGAGACGAUCAGCGCAAACCUGCCAGUGCCCCUGCUAGCCGCAACAGUAGCCAUAUUGCAGCGGAUAGCGUUGGCUACAGUGCUACUACCGAGCCACAGAUUGACCUGAACACCAAUGGUGCUACUGACGCCACUGACAUGCUGGGUCCCAGGUUAACGCACCAAGAGCAACCCUUCAUUGACUACAGCAAUAUGUAUGACUCGCUGAGCGACGGUACUCUAGACAGGACCGAUGACUACCAUUAUCGCUCUCCUUACACUAGCAGUACACCUGUGCCUCAGUCUUGUCCGCAGCCCCACCUGGUCUAUAGUGAUAAUAGUCAUAGCGUGCGCCGUCUGCCCAACAACGACGGCCUGCGGAUGCAGCCAUCCUCAUCAAGCUCUCAACCUGCCUACCUGGCAUCGUCCAGCACGCACCUCCUGAACUCGAUUGAAGAGUGCCUGAAUGAAGAUGGCUUUGCAAUCGCCGGCUGUCCCUCCAGAAUGGACGUUGACGAACGUGAAGAUGGAGGCCCUAGCGCUGUGGUUUCUGGUGCCGUUGAUGCAGCAAACCUCAGCUUCAUAUUUGACGAGUCUGAUGGCCACGACGACUACCCCAGGGACCUCAUAGGCAAUAUAUCGAAUACUGCACUCUCGGCCUUUGCCAGCCAUAUAUUUUCAUCAAACCCCGAUAUGGCCAGCGCACGCCAUGUGGGCGAAAGAACUGUGUCAGAUUUUAACAACAGCGUGUACCACAGGCAUCGCCCGCUCCACCUGCCCAGCGCCGACCGGCACGUGUCAUUUGGCGAUCUGGGCGGAUGACAGCUACGAUAUUUUGCCCGAGUACCAACCGCAGACAGAGUUGCCGCCGCCUUACCCGCAGAGCACCAACAACAGUAGCAGCUAUAUUAGCAACCGGUCACGCCAGUUUCGGAGACAGAGUUCGCUGCACGAAACGUCGCUGUUCAGCAGGUCGCGUGGAGCCAUAUCGCUAUCUGUGCGGUCUGAGGAAGGCUCUGCCCACAGAAACGCGAGACGGUAUGACAUACACAACGCCUUGUACAGCAGCAACAGUUCUGUUGCUAGG